This is a messenger RNA of Paramuricea clavata, 5532 nucleotides long. NCBI's taxonomy places the organism in Eukaryota, Metazoa, Cnidaria, Anthozoa, Malacalcyonacea, Plexauridae. The record is from the annotation of a GenBank genome assembly.
CUAUACUACAUCUGCCUUUUCUGGAGUACUUUUGACUGUUUCGACAGUAAUUUUGUGCAAAAGCAAAUACCAUUAUGAAACGUAUUAUCAUGCAAACUUUAUGUUGACUUAAAACACGUCCGCAAUGUCCACUUAAUGAAUUAAACAUAAAUUGCUAUAUGCGAGGUGUGAUGCAACUCGUCAAAAUACCUGAUUAGAUAUAAUCUCGUUCUUGUUCCGUAUAUACAAUAAUCAGAAACAGAGGAAGGUAGAACGAUCCUCCUAUAUACAAGAAGACAGUCAUGAACAAUCGUGGAGCCUCGAGUAAUGAUCUUGCCAUGUCAAACCCAAAUUUGGAAGGUGGUUUUACUAUUGAAAGGUAAAGCGAAAAAACGAAAGUACAAUUCUCGUAUUUAUUCUGACCCAGCAGAGAACAACAAUAGUCAGUUAUCAAGUAACAGAAUGCAAUUCCCAACAGAUUGCGUUCACGGCUCGACAUUUACGCCCGUAUUCUAAAAGCUCACUCACACUCACACUCAAUGAGUGGAAGUUCAAUCUGAGCUUCUCUAGAGUGUCAUUGCUGAUUUUGAAUAGCUGGAGGGCAGGUGUUACACCUUACUAUGUGAUAACUCACCCUCCAGCUAUUCAAAAACAGCAUUGACACUCAAGAGCAGCUCAGAUUGAACCUCCACUCAUUGAGUAUGAGUGAGCUUUUAGAAUACGGGCGUUAGUCUAGUAUCUUCAUCAGGGCCAAAGUGAAUUCCAGCAAUCGACUAAAGCCAUGCACGUUUUAAUGAAGACCUGGACGAAGUACUUGACUGAAGCCACCCCUAAUGAAGAUGCUGCACUGCCGUGUUGAACUGUUGGGUUGUGAAUGUAAUUUGUUCGGUACACUAGUGCCAGUAAUGGUAUACUACACGGUUACCAUUAAACAUAACGCUUGCCUUUAAAUGAAUUAUCCUCCUUAAUAUUAUACAGUGUUUGUAACAAGGAAAUUCGUUGUUGCGAAUGCUUCGAACUCGCACGUCUUAAAACUUACAAGUGUCCUUAGAUGUGAUAAAUUCGUGCAAUUUAACUGAAUAAAACUCGCAGUAGUCUCUGUACGCUGUAGCCUAAACCUUGUGUGACCUCGUUUUAGGUUAGGCAGGAAAUAUUAUUUAUUAGCUGUAAUUGUUAAUUGAACAUAACAUACGAUUCAGCUUGAUCUUGUAUGAGGAUCCCACGAACAUUGCUUUAUGCGGAAGUCCUAUUAAGUCUUUAUAUGCGGUUUUAUAUAAGUGGUCAAGAAGUUUCCCCGUUAAUGGAAAGUAAGCCACAUGCCUUAUUAGUGCAGUAUUACUACAGGUAGACAAAGAAAACCUGCAAAGUUUGCCAAAUUCAUACUAGAAGCACUCUUCUGACAUGCGACUAAGCACAAUUAAUGAAAAUGCACUACGUACUGUUUCAGAACAACCUUCAGAGAUAUGAAAAACUAGUUUCAUAUUAUUCACAGAGAGCAACGAAAAAUUCCUUGUCUCGAGCGGGAUUCGAUAGAUUCGAACUCACAUCUUGGGGUUUCUAGACGACCACUCUACCCAUUGAAUUAUUAAGUCAAGGAAUUCCCGUUGAUUCGAUAGCUCAAAGGGUAGAACGGUGAUCCAGAAACCCGAAGUUGUAUUCUACAGUCGCAGAAUAUACCACCAACUCUUCGAAUCGUAUAUGUCAGAUACAAGAACGAUACGGACUUUGGUCGGUAUUUUCGUAUCAUGUAAAUUUGUAUUUUAGUAUUUUGUCUAACAUCAAACGACUUUAAUCAUUGAUAAUUGGAAAGUGAUGGGACGAAAUAAUAGAGUUUCAAAGUUCAGAAUUCAAUUGUAUCACAUUUCAUAAUACAGUAGUACUAAUACUUAAUAGGACAAAUUUUAAUUCUAUUAAGUUUCGCAAUAGUUUUGACCUUCAAAUCCAACACAGACAGGAAUUUAAUUUCAUUACUAAAUGUUUUAUGUACGUUAGCACCUUGACGACGUCUUGUUUUAUUUGUUUUAUCAUGAAAUUGUCAUUUUGUUUGAUCGCGAGACAAUAAGAGGCACUGAGGCAAUACGCGUCAUGUUAUUAGCAACGUUCGUAUUUGACUUUCAGAUGCGUUUGAAAUAUUCGAUUAACCAAUCAGAUGCGUGAGUGGAGGUUCAAUCUGAGUUUCUCGUGAGUAUCAUUGUAUCAAUGCUGUUUUUGAAUAGCAGGAGUAUUAGUAGUCACAUAGUAAGGGUAUGACACUAAGCCUCCAGCUAUUCAAAAACAGCAUUGACACUCGAGAGAAGCUCAGAUUGAACCUCCACUCAUUGAGUGUGAGUGAGCUUUUAGAAUACGGGCGUAAGACUCAAACGAUGAAUUGCCGUUCAGUUUUUUCUUGCUACAACCAUUCUGAUAGGAGGAAGAUCGCCCACAAGUUGUUUGAUUGCCCGUUAUUUGAAUGAAAAGUCACAUGAGUGCAAACAAAGAAUUAUCGCAUUCCAAAACUAAGUGUUUGACAAAAGGCGCACCCUGGGUUGCCUAACACAGACAUGAAAUUUAUGCAAUAUUUAGCAAUUGUAUUUCCUCAUUGCACAAUUAUCCCUCAGACAUUCAUGAUCCCAUGUUACCCCAUCAUUCAUCAUCUAUUAAAUAUUACGCAAUUCUGCCAGGAAACAGCUUUAGAAAAUAGUUAGCGAGCUUAUUAAAGAAGCGACGUCUUUAAAGUUUUUUUUUCUUCCUUACAAGAGCGCUGAUGCAAAAUGGCGCCAAUAUUAGUUAUACUACAAUGCUUGCUUAAGCUCACUAAUUAGUUUUCUCCGAUACAACUAUGACGCAAAGCAAGUGUGCUUUGAAUGUUAAGUUAACCUGGAGUUAUCCCUAGUCGGCUUUUGAGCAACCGGUGCCCCCCCCCCCCAUACAUUAGUAACAUACCAGUACUUCCAUCAAAUCCCCAAAAGUAGCUAAGACAAGAUCAAUUCUCUUCAGUGGUUACAGAUCAAAGAGCAGUAAGAAGGCUCUAGUUCUAGCCGUCGUCCUUAUAAUACUUCUCCUCAUCGCCGUGGUAGUUCUUGCAGUCCUAUAUGCAAAAGAAGAAUCCGACUCAGAUUCGGAGAGCAAUACGAGCAAAAUCAUAGCCACCACAGGUCCUGAGGAAUCAACAACCAUCUCUCCGAAACCAAAUGCUACUGAGAAACCUACCACCUUCCCCACUACACCACCUAAUAAUUGCCCAAAAGCCACUGAUGCCCCACCCCCUGGACCACCACCAAAUCAGGUAUUUUAGUAUAUACAUGUACGACACUAAUAUGAAAACUAGCACUAGAUAUUUUCAAAAAACUGAUAAAAUUGAUAAAAGUGAUAAUUUGAAUUAGUUUCUUUUUAUUCUUAUCUAUUUGUAUGAACACAUUUGUAUUUCUAUUCUGUAUGUCCGCACAUCCCACAUGGAAAUCAACAACUUGUUGUUGGGGCUAACGUGCGUAAACAGGGUUAUUAUUAUUAUUCUUAUUCUUAUUAUUAUGUCUUUAUUAAAAAGGAAGGAGGCACAAUAAACGUGUGCCUUUACAAUUAAGGGUUCGUAGACUCCAAGACCAAAACAAUUCAAAGACUUUCAAAGAUUUUUUCUGCCUAUUUUCAAAGACUUUUCAAAGCCCUUUGAGAGCAAUUAGCUGUCGAUAAAUUGCGAAUGUAAGCACCAUUUUUACACAGUAAUUAGUCCCGUCAAAUCACAUCCUAAAAUGCGCCUUUUCGUCGAUAUUUGCGAAAAUCUUGCUUCAAUCAAUCAAUUUUAUUAGCUAGGAAAUCGUAUAAUCAAUUCCUCACUAAAGAAUUUAAAGACUUUUAAAGACUUUCUUCGCUUUUUCACACAAUUCAAGAACUUUUCAAAGACCUUAAAAUAAAGAUCUGCAUCCAAAUUUAAAGACUUUCAAGGAUUUCAAAGACCGCCACGAACCCAGGUAAAUAAAUUUGUAUGUAUGGGUAUGUAUAUGUAUGUACAUUGAUCCUUCUCGUUGUAGGGGCCGUACAGAAACGCAGCUGUAGCAGCUGAUGAUGUGAGGUGCUCGAAGAUAGGUGUAGAUAUCCUGAAAAAAGAUGGCUCGGCCGUAGACGCAGCAAUUGCAAGCUUGUUCUGUAUCGGUGUGAUCAACAUGCAUUCUGCCGGCAUUGGGGGCGGGGCUGUCAUGGUUGUGUAUAACAAGACGAACAAGACUGCUCAGUAUUUCAACUUUAGAGAAAGGGCACCUAGAAAUGCCACGCAGGAUAUGUUUGUGAAUACAACGUCUGAUGAGUCGAAAUUGGGUGAGAUGUUUUCUUAUCUCAGAUGUUUUCUAUGCAACAAACCAACCCAAAGAACAACCAAUUAACUGAGUGAUAGUAACAACACACAAACAUAUUAAUCAGUCAAAACCAAAAACCAACUAAUUAAACUAACUGAUACUAAUUAACUAACUAACUAAAUAACUAACUAAUUAACUAAUUAACAGAGUAAUUAACCAAUUAACUAAUUAACUACCUAACUAACGAACUACCUGCCUAACUAUCUAACUACCUACCUACCUACAGGUACCUAACUAACUAACAAACUACCUAACUAUUUAACUACCUAACUAAUUAACUAAUUAACUAACUAAUUAUCUAACUAACUACCUACCUAACUAACUAACUAACUAACGAACUACCUAACUAUUUAACUACCUAACUAAUUAACUAAUUAACUAACUAAUUAUCUAACUAACUACCUAACUAACUACCUACUAUCUAUUUAACUACCUAAUUAACUAAGUAACUAAUUUAAUAACUAAUAACUAACUAAUUAAUUAACUAACAAAUGAUACUGACAUUGCCCUCAAAUAAGCGCAAAACACGUAAUGUAAAUACGUAAUGCAAUGACAAUGAAUUAAUUCAGGUGGUUUGGCAAUUGCUGUACCUGGGGAGGUGAAAGGCAUGUACGAAGCCCACAAGACGUAUGGAAAACUUAAGUGGGAGGAACUGCUUGACCCUGCUAUAGAACUGGCAAGAGAGGGUUUCGUUAUUCACAAAGCAUUGGAUACGGCCAUCAAAAAACAAGAAAAAUACAUUCGACAACAGGAAGGCUUGAAGUAAGUAAAAUAAUAGUUUGGGAGAUGAUCUAAGUAAGGAAGGAAGGAAGGAUGUGAUGCAAUAUAUCAAAUCAAUAUUUUAAACCUAAUAAAACGUUCCUGCUCGUUUAUUAAACAGUACUUAAACAUUUGUUGUUUCACCAUUAGAGAACUGUUGGUUAAGGCGAACGGUUGUUUGAAGAAAGUGGGUGACAGGCUGGUCAAUCGGGAACUGGCUAUCACGUUAGGGAGAAUACGAUUACAGCCUACAUCGUUUUAUGACGGAUCUCUUGCUGAAGAUAUCGUUAAUGACAUUUCAUCCAAUCAAGGAAUAAUUACAGAGCAAGAUUUAAAAGAUUAUAAUGUGGAAGUUGAGCCUGCGACCAAAGCUAGUAUUGGCAAUCUUGAACUGCACACAACUGGUCUGCCGUCCAGCGGUGUUCUCAUCGCGUUCAUGCUCAACGUAUUAAAAGGUUAGGCUAAAUGA